Molecule: messenger RNA, 2718 nt
Organism: Brugia pahangi
Lineage: Eukaryota; Metazoa; Nematoda; Chromadorea; Rhabditida; Onchocercidae
Source: the annotation of a GenBank genome assembly
AUGGAUUCAGUUUUAAGCCAUUGCAUUCCAAGUGAUUUGAUGGGCAAAACAGUUUUAAGUCGCCGUUCUCCAUUCAAGGUCCAUCAAGCUUUAUGGAAUCCAGAUAUCGAUUUAUUAACUUUAGCUUCUCAAAAAGGUGAAGUAUGCGUACGACGUUUGCAUUGGAGGCAUGGAUGGAAGAGAGACAUAUAUGAUGUCAGGCCACUCUUGUUAGACCGAGUCAAAUCGGAAGGUGAAAUUCGAUUGGAAACGAUGUGUUGGAGUCCUGAUGGCAAGGUUCUUGCAACAGCUUUUAGUGACGGCUGUAUUCAUCUGCUAGAUGCUGAAAAAGGAAUCGUCAGGUUUACUGUCAGAAUGAAAGCUCGUGUAACGCUAAUGCGAUGGCAGCGAUUCAGUCAAGAGCUGAACAUAAACCUAAUCAGUGAGGACGCACUUUCUGGCGCACUUGGUGAUUUAUCAGAAAGUGAAAGUUUAAAUGACAAACCAGAAGAACUGAAUCAAUUAAGAGCAAUGAAGGCAUUCUGUGACAGCAGCAAUCUCAGUGUUCUUGGAACGUUAUUGUUCGCGCUUAAUAUAGACAAUACUGUGAUUGUUUUGGCAGCAGGUGUUCUUCCUAUUGCUUCGAUCGAGCCAUCGCUACAUUUUUUUGGCAACUGUGAUCCUUAUUCAGUAACAGUGGGUGAUAUGUUUUAUUCAUCCAAGCGAGGUCAAUUGAUGGUAGUAUAUUCCAGUAUGGGUCAACUCAACUCAGAGAACAAUCCAGGAAUGAAUACUCAGGUUAUUGGUUUUGACAUCGACAGUUUAGGUUAUCUGAAAAACGGUCUAAUAUGGACUAUUGCACGCAGGUGGCUGAAACUAGUGUUUUAUGUGUGCUUUGUUUCUGAAACAUUUGCUCGAGCAAUUGUUGAUUGGGAAGAUCAAUCAAAGGAAUUUAAUGAAAAAUUCAAUUUGUUUGGUGAAGAAAGUGUCUCAAAUUGUAAUCUUGGAGAGUGUUUUAUCAACAUGAUAUUGACGGGGCAAGCGAGUCCAGAACUGGUGAAUUUUUAUCGCAACGUGCUAAAACCAGCGGAUUGGAAAAAAAUGACUGAUUGGGCACACAAAGGUUUCGGUGAUAUAAUUGAAAGCGUCGGUAGAGAACUCCUUCCUGGUGCAGAAGCAUUGCAGCAUAACAUGAAACAAUUGUUUAUUGAGAUGCGAUGUGCGUUACGUAGUUCUAAAACUGAAAAGCUUUUACCUGAACGUUUAUUCGAUGUCGACGUAUAUCCUUACGGCAAGUAUGCUGAAAAAAGUGAUGAAGAAUCUUCGUUAAAAGAACUUAAGAGUUUCCAGAAUCUAGCGGAAGACAUCAUAAAUAAAAUUAACGAAAUGCAUUUAGUAGCUACGCGCAAUAGGAAGGAUUUGGUUAGUUUCACUAAUUGGUUAUCACAAACACCACCAUUUACGGCAAAGAACAAACGUUCCGCUGCAGAGCUAAAAUUCGAUUUACAGUUGAUUACUGAAUAUAUCAGGCAAGCAACUAUUUCAAGAAACGGAACUGCAACAGAAAGAUUUGAAAUGACCGAUGCUUUCCAGAAUUAUUCUUUUGAUAAAGUUCUGCAAUAUUUUGGUUGUCAUAAACCUCUUAAGUAUCGUUUGGAUGUUCGGAGCAAUGCUUGGAAUAUGUUGUGUGAGCAGCAGUCUUCGAGAACAUUAGCUGAUAGUAUCACGUGUUGCUUUGACGUCUUGCAAACUAUACAGGAUAUAUUCCUGAAAAACUUCACUGCGGCAGUCGUAGCGCAGACAAAUUCAAUUUUGGAACAAAAUCAUGCAGAAGGUUUUGAAAAAUUUGCAAUAUUUCUUCCUCAUGAAACUGCAUCUGAAUGCUAUACAUAUGAUGAGCAAAAGUGGUUGUUAACGAUAGCGGAUGAACCGUUUGCAGUAUCUUGCAUUGGCGUUAAUGGCUCUCGUCAUGUAAUCUAUGGAGCUUCGAGUAAAAUGCUUUACAAAAUGUGCUACUCAAAACAGUGUUCAAAAAAUGUGGCUGGUUUUAGUGGCGAUAUCAAACAUAUUGUAACAAAAAAUUCAGAUAGCGAUAGUUUCCAAGAACAAGCCGAUAAGGUUAAGCUAUCUUCAGAUGAACAGCAAUCACAUAAUAGUGGGAAAAGUACAAGGGGAAUCGAUAAUGUCAUGCCGAAGUCGCCAACCUCAGCGAAGCUGUUGAGAAUUGAAAAUCCUUUCAAUUCAUUAAAGAAAUACAGAAAUGUAUCUUCAGUCAGUCGCCGACUGGUGCAUUUCGAAUGGUAUGGUAACGGAAGUUUUUAUGGGCUACUGAAAAUUUGUAAGGCCAACAAAGAACAAACAGUACUCUUCAGAAGCUGCCUUUUUGAUAAUACAAAUUAUUUGCAUGAGGAUAUCUCAGGUUGUACGGAGUCGUACGUAUCAUUUACUCUUUCUUUUCAUCGAAAAUCGGGUGUUAUUUUCACAGAAAAUGGUUUUCGGGCAAAAUGGUUCGAAAUUAAGAUCCCUAUACAAAGAAUUUCAGUUCUUAAUCGACAGCAGUCUAAAUAUGGUACUUAUCAAAACAGUCAAACGAAAAGCAUAUUUACUGAAGCUAUGGAUGUAACUGAACAAUUACACAUUGAAGAGGGCUUGAUUGCUGAACAACAAGAAGAAGAUGAGAUGGAGGAAAGUGUUCAAUUAAGAAGAAGCGUAAGGAAGCGAAAACCACUGAAGAAAUAG